AUGAGGAUGGUGGUGGGCGUGAUGGUCCUUGGUCAGCUACUGACGAGGAUCUUGCUCGCGGCCCACGCAGGAGAUCGCCUCGCGGCAGCUCGCAGAAUUCUAAGGGACGUGCCACUGAUAGAUGGGCACAACGACCUACCCUGGAACAUACGGAAGUUCCUGAAGAACCAGCUGAGGGAGUUCAGGUUUGAUGACUUAAGUGACAUUCAUCCCUGGUCACGGAGCGCCUGGAGCCACACGGACCUCAAGAGAUUGAAACAGGGCAUGGUUGCGGCGCAGUUCUGGUCCGCGUACGUGCCCUGCUCGUCGCAGCAUCUCGACUCGGUGCAGCUGGCCCUGGAACAAAUUGACCUUAUUCGCCGAUUGGUCAACAAGCACGCGGACAGUAUGGUGCUCGUUACCACAGCAGAAGGUAUCGAGAGGGCGCACAAAGAGGCUAGAUUAGCGAGCCUGAUAGGGGUCGAGGGGGGCCACGCUGUCGGAGCGAGUCUGGCGGUCCUGAGGAUGCUGUACGAGCUGGGCGCCAGGUAUCUCACCCUCACGCACACGUGCAACACGCCUUGGGCAGACUGCAGCACGGCGGACGAACCCGGUCAAGUGCCUCAAAUCGGCGGUCUCUCGAAUUUCGGCAAGAGUGUCGUACUGGAGAUGAAUCGACUUGGGAUGAUGGUGGACCUCUCUCAUGUCUCGGUGCCCACGAUGCUGGCCGCCAUGAGGACGUCGAAGGCGCCGGUGAUCUUCAGUCACAGCAGCGCUCACGCUCUUUGCAACUCCUCGCGAAAUGUGCCUGACCACGCGCUGCGACUUUUGACGCAGAACGGUGGUAUAGUUAUGGUAUCCUUCUAUCCCCAUUUUAUCAGCUGUGGCGAAAAAUCGACGCUCGAGGAUGUGGCAGCGCACAUCAAUCACGUGCGGAAGAUAGCCGGGGUGGAUCACGUCGGCAUCGGGGCUGGAUACGACGGGAUCAAUUUGACACCAACGGGUCUCGAGGACGUCAGCAAGUACCCGGAGCUCUUCGCGGAAUUGCUAGCGCAUGGAUGGUCGGAGAAAGACAUCCAGAAGUUGGCUGGUCUGAAUCUUAUACGGGUGUUCAAGGCGGUGGAACAGAUUCGCGACAACCUGGCCGCGGAGGGUAUGGAGCCGCUGGAGGAGGAGAUCCCGCAGGAGGAUAUAAUCGGUCGCGAUUACUGCCGUUACACCAUAAAGCGCCUGAUGGCGCCUUAAGCUGCCGGAAUCCUCUCGGCGAAGCGCCGAGCGAAACGUAACUCGCAAACGAGUCGAGUGAUCGAAACGGAAACAGAGAGAU
Messenger RNA from Wasmannia auropunctata (little fire ant), 1306 nucleotides. RefSeq names its product dipeptidase 1. NCBI's taxonomy places the organism in Eukaryota, Metazoa, Arthropoda, Insecta, Hymenoptera, Formicidae. Bases 1 to 1224 code for a protein of 407 amino acids. Gene Ontology annotation, biological process: proteolysis. The transcript has 10 exons. Gene Ontology annotation, molecular function: metallodipeptidase activity. The record is from RefSeq and is a predicted model, not a curated record.